AUGUUUGGACGUUCUCUUCUUGCCAUUAAUUUGGCUAACAAAUCUCUUACCUCUUCUGUAAGACGUCAAAUCCACAAAGGUGUUGAUAGUACUCCACCAAUGCGUUACAUUUCAAACAGCAAGAAAAUUGCUCUUUACCUUUUCAUUGUUGGAAGUUUUCUUUCCUACCCAUCUUAUGUUUUGUCUAAUAUGGAUAACCUUCGUAAAAAACCUGAUAACGAACUCGAGCCAUCUGUUGUUGAGCAACUUGAAGCACGCAAAGCUGCUAGAAAAGAUGGAACUUUUAAACCUUUCCAAUAA
Molecule: messenger RNA, 300 nt
Organism: Strongyloides ratti
Lineage: Eukaryota; Metazoa; Nematoda; Chromadorea; Rhabditida; Strongyloididae
Exons: 2
Coding region: 1-300 (99 amino acids)
Source: RefSeq, a predicted model, not a curated record